GCGGCCGUGUAGGGUCGUGGACAUACAAAGGCGGUUAGAGUGUGCAGUGCGGCGGCAGCGAUGAUUUGGGACGCGGCCGCGGUCACAGGCGCAGGGAGUUGUCGUGUGUCGGCCUUAAGUUUUCUUUUCCUCCUUCAUCUCGCGCUCUCUAGAGAAACAAGUUCAGUGCGUGUGUCUGAGGUCGUUUCCGCGGUGUGUGCGGGUUUAGUUCUCGGCGUUUGGAAUGAAAUGCGGCUGUUUGACUGAAUCCGGAGAUCCUGACGAGAUCCAGGCCGGUGGUGACUCUGAGCCGAGACGAGCCUCACCACCAUGUCCUAACACCCCGCCCUCUUCUUUAAAAGCCCCACCCCUUCCUCCCUCCACAUCCUGUCCCCCUUCUCCCCCGUCCUCGUCUUCUCCGAGUUCCAGCAUUCCUUACAGAGAGAUGAGUCUGAAUCCUCACCAGACCCAGGACUCGGAGCGGGAUCUUCCCUCCUCCUCUUCCUCCUCCUCUUCCUCGGUCAGGAAGACGCCAAAAAAGCGGGGGAUCUCGCUCCGGUCGCUCUUUCCAAGACGGCGUUUGGACACAAAGUCACGUAAACCGCGGGCGUCGGUGGGCGGCGUGGACGGCAUUGCUAGCGUCGACAGUGUCGUCCAGGCAGAGAUGCAACAGCAACAGCAGCAGGAAGUAGCGUCCACGUCGUCCUCCACGUCCUCCGCAUCUUCUGAGUUCCUGGAAUGUCCCCUGUGUCUGCUGCGCCACGCCCGAGAUCGCUUCCCCGACAUCAUGACGUGUCACCAUCGCUCGUGCGCCGACUGUCUGAGGCAGUACCUGCGCAUCGAGAUCUCGGAGAGCCGCGUAAACAUCAGCUGCCCCGAGUGCUCCGAGCGCUUCAACCCCCACGACAUCCGCAUGAUCCUCGGAGACCGUGUCCUCAUGGACAAGUACGAGGAGUUCAUGCUCCGCAGGUGGCUCGCUGCUGACCCCGACUGCCGCUGGUGCCCCGCCCCCGACUGCGGGUACGCAGUGAUCGCGUUCGGAUGCGCAAGCUGCCCCAAGAUCAUGUGUGGACGUGAGGGAUGUGGGACGGAGUUCUGUUAUCACUGUAAACAGCUGUGGCACCCGAACCAGACCUGUGACGCAGCCAGACAGCAACGAGCUCACAGUCUGAGACUGAGACCCUUCAGAUCUUCCUCACUCAGCUACAGCCAGGAGAGUGGUGCUGCAGACGAUAUAAAGCCCUGUCCCCGCUGCGCUGCUUACAUCAUAAAGAUGAACGACGGAAGCUGCAAUCACAUGACCUGCGCUGUCUGUGGCUGUGAGUUCUGCUGGCUCUGCAUGAAGGAGAUCUCUGACUUGCACUACUUAAGUCCCUCAGGUUGCACGUUUUGGGGUAAGAAGCCAUGGAGCAGGAAGAAGAAGAUCCUGUGGCAGUUGGGAACGCUGGUCGGAGCUCCGAUCGGAAUCGCGCUGAUCGCCGGCAUCGCCAUCCCGGCCAUGAUCAUCGGGAUCCCGGUGUACGUGGGCAGGAAGAUCCACAGCCGCUAUGAAGGAAAGGAAAUCUCGAAGCACAAGAGGAACCUGGUGAUUGCCGGAGGAGUCACGCUGUCCGUCAUCGUCUCGCCCGUGGUGGCCGCAGUAACCGUCGGUAUCGGAGUGCCCAUAAUGCUGGCCUAUGUGUACGGCGUGGUUCCGAUCUCUCUGUGUCGCAGUGGAGGCUGCGGGGUGUCUGCGGGGAACGGGAAAGGAGUACGCAUCGAAUUCGAUGACGAGAACGACAUGAACGUGGGAGGAGGAGCAGCAGUGACGGACAGUACAUCGGUGGCAGAGACGAGGCAGAACGCGAGUAUCGGGGGCAGUGUCGGGGGUCUGACUGGUUCCCUCAGUGCCAGUGGGAGUCACAUGGAGCGAAUCGGAGCCAUGAGGGACAACGUGAGCGAAAACGCCAGCACCAUGGCACUGACAGGAAGUUUAUCAGGAAGUACCGUGGGCCACUGUUUUAACAGGUUGGAGGUUCAGGCGGACGUACAGAAGGAGCGCUGCAGUUUGAGUGGAGAGUCCGGGACGGUCAGUCUGGGGACAAUCAGUGAUAAUGCGAGUACCAAAGCCAUGGCUGGAUCCAUUCUUAAUGCCUACAUGCCCUUGGACAGAGAGAGCAGCAGUAUGGAGGUGCAGGUGGACGUGGAGUCGAAACUCGGGAAGCUCCGUCACCACAGCGGCAGCAGCAGCAUGGAGGAGGGAAGCACCGGGGGCCGGGGCGUCUGCCCUUCCACCUGCCCCCACGAGGGCAAAUACGGCUCGGGGAAGAAGAGCAAAGGAAAGAUGCGCAAGAAGACGGGCGGCACCAAGAUCAACGAGACGCGGGAGGACAUGGACGCUCAGCUGCUGGAGCAGCGCAGCACCAACUCGAGCGAGUUCGACUCUCCGUCGCUGAGCGGCAGCCUGCCCUCCGUCGCCGACUCGCACUGCAGCCACUUCUCCGAGUUCAGCUGCUCCGACCUGGAUGCUGCCUCGCGACCCCCCGUCACCAUCAGCCCCCUGCCGGAGGUGGAGAACGACCGGCUGGAGCACGGCCCCGCCCCUGCCCCUGCGGCCCGCCCUCUCAGCUCCGCCUCUCUCAGCCCGGAGAGCUCGCCUAAAGAACGCAAUAACAACGCUGCUCCCGAGCCGAGCGCUCUGCCACGCAACGUCUGUAUUCAAACUGAGAUAUAGCGCUUCAGCUAAACCCCACGCUAGCUUUCAGUCCUCACACACACUCACACACACACAGAUUUUAUAUAAUAAUUAAAAAAGAUUUCUAGAAGUUUCUCCACAAGUCAUUUUCAGGCGUGAGGAGGACGAUGGUGGUGGUGAUGAAGACAGUAAGUGACUGCAGGUUUAUUAAGGUCUAGUGGAUGUUCAGCAGGUGACUGACGUGACGACGAUGAUGAUGAUGAAGAUGUAGCUGACGAUCACACGUAUGCCUCUAUUCCAUCUGUGACCGUGGGAUUUUUUUCUCGCGGAACCACCGAGUGUUUCAGAUCGUGUGCCGAUCUUCAGCCGCCGUAUCCGAUCGGGGCCACGCCCACCGACCCGCCUUCAUUCUCCACGCACCAAUCACGUCACAAUUAUACGCCGGUCGCUACGGUUAUGGGUCAUGUCUCUCAACUCUUGUAAAGAUUUUACUGUGCGCAAAAAAACCCCGCGAUUCCAACAACGACUCCUAAAGUAUUAUUUAUGAUUGUCGUCAUGGAAACAAAGUGCCGCCGACACCCCCCCCUCCCCCCCUCGAUCUUUUAGAUCCGCCUUCCCGUGCAUAAAAAAAAAAAACGUAUUAAAAACCGAAAGCUGUUUUUGUGAUGGAAACGUCAAAAACGUGUUUUAUUCUUCUCUGGGUGACGUUAAAAUGAUCCUCCUGAGAAAAGCAGGUCCCUCAAAGGGUUCCUCAAAGGUUUUCUUAAAGCUUCCUCACAUGUUGCUUAAACCCUCCUCAGUGGCGUCCUCAGAGGAUCCACCUGGGAUGCUUUCUGCUGAGGAACCAAACCAAAGAGCUUUUUCUCUCUCUACUGCUCAUUUUUAAAAAUAUUCAGUAUUUCGUGAUGUAGACCUGAUUAUCGGCACAUGUGCGUACACACACACACACACACACACACACACACAUUUUUACAGGCUCGGUUCUCUCUGUGGUUGGAAGAUUUUUAUUAUUUGUAUUUUUGAGCUGUGUGUGAGAAGGUGGAGACGUGGUGGAGAUGUUGACUGUUUCUCCUCAUAGGGACCAGCAGGAGAAUGUUAAUGAUCUGAGCAGAUUGUUUAUUUUUUCUGUUCUGUUGCAAUAAUUAUUAUUGUAAAUGAUAUUUUUUGUCUUUUCUUGUUGAAGGUUCUUUUAGUUUCAUGUUUUUCUCUUUUAUUUUCCGUUUUUGGGAAAAGGUCGUUAUGUGGAAGCUCUGUGUGAGGGGGCUGAUACACACACACACACACACACACACACACACACACACACACACACACACGCGUUCAGGUGGAACACGAUUAAUACGUGAUUCUGGGUUCGUACCCGUGUGGACUCUUGGUGCCUUUUUGACUUAUAAAUGAAGCUGUUUGAGUUUCUCGUCACUUCGUUCUGUCUUUCAGAAUUAAAAAUAAAGAGAAUUAAAGCCGAA
Silurus meridionalis is the source of this 4119-nucleotide messenger RNA. It is a transcript of the gene rnf19a, whose product is annotated as ring finger protein 19A, RBR E3 ubiquitin protein ligase. NCBI's taxonomy places the organism in Eukaryota, Metazoa, Chordata, Actinopteri, Siluriformes, Siluridae. The record is from RefSeq and is a predicted model, not a curated record. Gene Ontology annotation, cellular component: ubiquitin ligase complex; cytoplasm. Gene Ontology annotation, biological process: ubiquitin-dependent protein catabolic process; protein polyubiquitination; positive regulation of proteasomal ubiquitin-dependent protein catabolic process. Gene Ontology annotation, molecular function: ubiquitin conjugating enzyme binding; zinc ion binding; ubiquitin protein ligase activity. Bases 224 to 2692 code for a protein of 822 amino acids. The transcript is spliced from 10 exons.